AUGCCAGGUCGAUGGGAUAUCAACCCUCACCUUUCAGGCGACGAAGAAAUCGAGGUAUAUCUUUACAACGUGAAGUGUGACGAGGCACAGGCUCUUCCGUGUAUAAAAUGUGGCAUCAACGUAUGCGAAGAAUGUCGCUGCUAUCCACGCGCCGCUCCCCCAAACGCUCGUCCUGAUCGUCGACCGCACUUGAGAGGACGUUUUGAGCUGGACAACAUCAUGUGCUUAUGCGAGGGAUGCGACAACAAGACUGAGGAGGAUAUAAGAGGCAAAUUCGCCAAUCAGCGAUGUGAUUGCGAUAUCUAUACCAGAUGGAUAUGCGUGCGAUGCGUAAAUGAAGAACGAAAAACAACAAGAAAGUAUUUUGCAGAAAGAACGCAAAUGGAGUGGGAUUGGAUCGUUAGAUACGAUGUUGACUUUGGAGAUGAUUGCGAGCCCUCCAAGACGCUGCAUGAUCAUGUUUUUGAGCGAGCGUUCUGGUGUACCUGCGGCAGAACAGUACCGCACAGGACAGUUCCGCGAUGCAUCUGGUGCAGAAGGCGACAUUUGCCAGAAACUGAAUGGUACCAGGAGAGGCUAGAGAUUGGAUCGAAACAUCCAUUCUUUGACGACAACCCAAAUUACCCGCGAUGGGUGAGCGACGAGAACAACAAAUACCCCAGCCCAUACCCCAGACUCGGCUACCAGAGUGAAACCAAUAGAUAUGGGGAGAUUCGUAGCGAAUGA
Fusarium graminearum PH-1 is the source of this 726-nucleotide messenger RNA. RefSeq lists its product as uncharacterized. The record is from RefSeq and is a predicted model, not a curated record. The transcript has 3 exons. Bases 1 to 726 code for a protein of 241 amino acids. Lineage: Eukaryota; Fungi; Ascomycota; Sordariomycetes; Hypocreales; Nectriaceae.